Glarea lozoyensis ATCC 20868 is the source of this 510-nucleotide messenger RNA. RefSeq names its product S-adenosyl-L-methionine-dependent methyltransferase. The coding region runs from base 1 to 510 and encodes 169 amino acids. The transcript has 2 exons. NCBI's taxonomy places the organism in Eukaryota, Fungi, Ascomycota, Leotiomycetes, Helotiales, Helotiaceae. The record is from RefSeq and is a predicted model, not a curated record.
AUGGGAGAGCCUAGCGAAAUAGAAAAGCUUGCUUUUGCGUCUUUUUGGGAUAAGCGAUACGAUGUUGCAGAAACACCAAAUGACCAGCCAACUCAUGAGUGGUUUCGUGGAUUCGAUAGCCUGAAGCCCUGGCUCUUCAAGCACCUGUUCAAUCCUCGUCCUGCCGACCUUGCUCCCAUCAUCCUGCAUUUGGGUUGUGGCGAUAGCACCCUCCCUCAUGAUCUUCAUGCUCUGGGAUAUACUCAUCAAACCUGCAUUGACUUUUCGACUGUGGUCAUCAAGCAAAUGAAGGAGCGGUAUGCUUCUGAUUUUGGCAUUGAAUGGAAGUACGGCGAUGUUCGUGACUUGCCGGUGGCCCCUUGUAGUGUUGAUGUUGCUUUUGAUAAGGGGACACUGGACGCUAUGAUUUAUGGUAGUCCCUGGAACCCCCCAGAGUCGGUAAAAGACAACACCAAACGAUAUAUGGAUGAGGCGAGUUCUGAACACUUACCCCAAGAGUCAAUUCUUUGA